This is a messenger RNA of Oreochromis niloticus (Nile tilapia), 2426 nucleotides long. RefSeq lists its product as uncharacterized. Gene Ontology annotation, biological process: DNA integration. The record is from RefSeq and is a predicted model, not a curated record. Lineage: Eukaryota; Metazoa; Chordata; Actinopteri; Cichliformes; Cichlidae. The transcript has 2 exons. Bases 483 to 1877 code for a protein of 464 amino acids. Gene Ontology annotation, molecular function: nucleic acid binding.
GUAACUUCCUCAGGUCAGAGCUCGAGCGGAAAAUUGACGAGGAGUUUUUCUGGACAGAUUCUAAAGUGACGCUUGGAUACAUAAAAAAUGAUGCUCGUCGCUUUCAUGUCUUUGUGGCAAAUCGAGUUCAGAAAAUAAGAGACUCUACUGAUCCAAAGCAAUGGUUUUACAUUGAAUCUGAUCAAAAUCCAGCUGAUCACGCGUCUAGGGGCCUCAAGGUGGCAGAUCUGCUAAGCUCGAAUUGGCUCACUGGACCUAAAUUCCUAUGGGAAAGGGAAAUUGUCACAAACCAACAUUCCCCUGAUCUUCUUGUUGGGGACCCAGAAGUAAAGGUCCUGAAGACAAAUGCCCUUGAAGAAAACAGCUUUCUUGAGAGGUUCUCAAGAUUUUCCAAUUGGGAUACAGCUCUUAACGUUGUGGUAAGAAUUAAAAGACUUGCACGGAGAGAUAAGUCAGGACCCAUUAGUGUAGAAGAAAGACAAAUGGCUGCUUUUGUACUCUUCCAGGCAGCACAGAGGGAAGCCUUUAAAGAAGAGCUCAAAUGGUUCAGUCAAAACUCAGCUGGACUACCAAAAACUCAUAAAAUGUAUCAACUCGAUCCUAUUUUGGUAGACAACUUGCUUAGGGUUGGAGGAAGGUUGAGAAAGUCCUCAGCAUCAUUUGCAUUGAAUCAUCCAGUAAUCCUUCCAAAGGAAGGCAUUGUCACACAACUCGUUCUUGACCACUGUCACAAGAAAACGCAACACCAAGGCCGAGGCCAAACUCUGAACAAACUCAGGGAAAGUGGCUAUUGGAUCAUAGGUGGCAGUAAGGUAGUGGCCAAAUACAUUAAAGGGUGUGUCAAUUGUAGAAAAGUGCGUGGGCCAGCUGAAGAACAACGCAUGGCUGACUUGCCAUUUGACAGAGUGGAUCCUUCGCCCCCAUUCACCUACACUGGAGUUGAUGUUUUCGGCCCCUUCUAUACGAAACAAGGUCGAAGGGAAUGGAAGAGGUAUGGCCUGUUGUUUACGUGUUUAAGCUCGAGAGCCGCACACAUUGAGAUGUUGGAAGAUCUCUCCACUGACGCAUUUAUAAACGCUUUAAGAUGCUUCAUAGCAAUCAGAGGCACAGUCAGACAGAUUCGUUCUGACCAAGGGACAAAUUUUGUCGGAGCUAAGAACGAGUUCAAGAAGGGUCUAUUGGAAUUAGACAAGGAGAUGAUUUCUACUUAUCUAGCUAAAAACCAGUGUGACUUUCAAAUGAAUGUUCCUGAAGCUAGUCACAGAGGAGGCGUUUGGGAACGACAGGUUCGCACUGUUAGGAAUGUCAUGAGUUCUGUCCUAGCCCAAGCUACAGGAAGGUUAGAUGACACCUCAUUGAGAACUUUCUUCUACGAGGCCAUGUCAAUUUUGAACCAUCGUCCACUCACUACUGAUACGAUCAACGACCCCAACAGUGCUGAGCCUUUGACGCCUAAUCAUUUGCUCACAAUGAAAGAGUCUGUGCCACUUCCGCCUCCUGGUAGAUUUGUAAGAGAAGAUUUGUACGCCAGGAAGAGGUGGCGGAGGGUGCAAUAUUUAACAGAGUUGUUCUGGAGCAGGUGGCGCAAGGAAUACCUAACCAGCAUUAGUUUAAGACAACGAUGGCAUUCUCCUAAACAAAAUGUACAGGUUGGAGAUGUAGUGAUUUUAAAGGAGGACAAUAUUCCAAGAAAUGAGUGGAAAUUGGGAAGGGUGGUUGAAGCCAAUGAAGAUGAUGAUGGUUUAGUGCGGAAGGUUAAGAUCCAAAUAGGGCAAAAGGAGCUGGGAAAGAAAGGUGAACGUUUGAAACAAGUCUCUUUUCUUGAAAGACCAGUUCAGAAACUAGUGGUACUAGUUAAAGGGUCUAAACUACAGUGAAGUAGUACAAGGGUUAAGAACACAAGCACAAUAUGUGAUCUAUAAGUUUAUUUAAGAAGUGAUUUUUUGUAACAUAAGUUGAUGUUUGAUCGUCAAAAUAUUAAAAAUUACAGGAUUUAAUUUUGUUUAACUCAUGUAAAUAGAAAUCCUUUGUAAUUUUGGUGGCAGUGUAGCUGUCGCAUUGAAAUGUAAUUAUUAUGUGAUUGCAAUGUUCAAAAGUUUGGUGUUUAAUCUGUAUUUGUGUUGUGUUGUCGCCACCUACUGGUGGACCUGAGUGUGGCGCUUUGUGGUGCGCAUGCUUUGGGGUGAUGCUCAAUUAAGCGCACACGUCACCAGAGACUGAAGGCUCGAGCCAGAAAGAGAACGCUGGCUUGUGCAAAGGUGGAAAUAUAGAAGAUAUGGACUACAAUUGCUCAUUGAAUGUUCAGUAGAAAGGCGCACACGUUUUUCACGGUGUUUGCUGGUGAAAAGAAGAUUAAAAUACUGGCUAAACAUCAGUUGGAGCAUGGCCCUUUAUUCUACUUCGAACAUGAAAAACCUUCAGGAGCA